GAGAGAGAGAGAGAGUGGGGAAAGCUGAACUCCUUUCAAGCCAUGGCUCCACUGCUGCAACUUCCCUUCUUCUUCUUCUUCUUCGUCUUCUUCUUUUCUUUCUCUCUCCUCACAGAUGGUGACAACACUUCUCACGUAGAGCAAGCCGGAAACUUCCAUAUUUACUAUGGCCAGAGCUUCAAAGUCAUAAAGAACGCGCUUGAUGGCCAGAGCUAUUUGCUGCUCCAGAAUUCUUCACGAGCGGCAACGAGAUCGAGAUACUGCACUGGAAGAAUCAAAUCCUUUGUCAUUCCCCUUUCUAAUUUCUCCAUUGACACCACCACAGUUCCAGUUUCAUUCUUUGAGCUUCUAGGUUUGUUGGGAAGCUUGAAGGCCAUAACAUCAGAAUCCAUGUCAUCCGAGUGCUUACUGAAAACGUACAUGGGAGGAGAGAUAGAAAUCGUAAAUAAAAGCGAGACCAAUCAGCUCGCAACUCAAUUCACGGCUCACUUCAUUGGUGAGAAGAGGCAAAGUCGAGCUUGCAAUUUCGUCACCUUUGAACCCUCAGAAGAGAACACUCCUUUGCAGCGCACAGAGUGGAUCAAGUACUUGGGAACUUUUCUAAAUGUGGAAGCCAGGGCAAACCAGGUCUUUCAAGCAGUAAAAGAGAAUUAUGGUUGUUUGAUCAAGGCUGCAGCAAACACUUCUGCAACAUCUUUUAAGCCAGUUGUGGCAUGGGUGGGAUGCAAUGAGGGCAUGUGGUCUUUUUCUCAUGAUACAUACAAAAGCCAGUAUGUAGUGGAUGCCGGUGGGGAGAACUUGGAGGAUUCUCUUGAGGCUAAUGCUUACAACAUGUCUAUUCCACAAGAUUUAGAUGAUUUCAGAGCCCUAUUAUGUACAUUGGAUGUGGUGAUUGAUGAAACCUAUGCAAGUGACCCAUCAGAGUACACACUCUCCACCUUCAUGCAAAAUGUCAACAUAUCUGACAAUGACUGCUUCUCUUUCUUGACAAACCGGAGCCUCUGGAGAUAUGAUAAGAGGGUCCAUAACACCACCCUUGAUUGGUUUGAUGGAGCCAUCUCCCAGCCUCAGCUAGUUCUUGCAGAUCUGAUUGAGGCCUUCUUCCCUACAGGGAACUACACAACAACUUAUCUAAGAAACAUUGCCAAGGGUGAAGGAAUCACAGACAUAGCUCCAGAGAGGUGUGGGAGGAGUUCAGAUACUGCCAUGGAUCCAACAAUUGUACCAUGCAAUACCAUUUCAUGAUUCAUGAAGCGUCCUGUUUCAUUGUGUUUGAUGCUCCAUUCCUGGGUUAGGUGUAAUGUUAACUUAAUUUAUAACUCUACAUUAAGCUUUAAUGGGCAUUCAAUAAGCAGGAGUUGGAAAACA
This is a messenger RNA of Amborella trichopoda, 1368 nucleotides long. Its product is annotated as plant/protein. The record is from RefSeq and is a predicted model, not a curated record. NCBI's taxonomy places the organism in Eukaryota, Viridiplantae, Streptophyta, Magnoliopsida, Amborellales, Amborellaceae.